AUGACUGCUGUCAAUUUUGUCUCGCUUAUUUCCAGGGACGACAGGCCUCUUUAUAUACAGCUGUUUGAUGUGGCAGCGCCAUCUGAUGACGGCGGCGUGUCCAAAGACGAUGCUAAUAAGUUUUUGAAGUAUAACUUCCUAUCGCAUAUGGCGCUAGAUGUGUUUUCGUCGCCCAUGUCGCUUAACCUAAGAGAGCAGCAGCAGCAGCAGAAGCAGCAGCAGCAGCAACAGGGUCUGGCUCAGGGUCUGGCACUGGCUGAUGGAAUCCUUCUAUUGUUCAUUCAGGACGAAGUCAUGGUUUAUGGAAUGGAAACGAAUAAUGGGCUUAAGAUCGUUGUUGGGUUGAGUUCGGGCGAACCGUUGAUGACGAGCUUGAAGACCUUGUUCUCGUCCUUGUAUAAGUGCUACUUGAAGACGAUUUGUAAUCCGUUUACGGAUCUUCAGAAUGCUGGCAGCGAUGAGAUUUUGCAGAGCCCACGGUUUGAUCUGGGCGUUAAGGGCAUUGUUGAGCUGUGGAAGGGUGGUGCUGUUGCUGCCUAG
Messenger RNA from Candidozyma haemuli, 540 nucleotides. RefSeq lists its product as uncharacterized. Lineage: Eukaryota; Fungi; Ascomycota; Pichiomycetes; Serinales; Metschnikowiaceae. Bases 1 to 540 code for a protein of 179 amino acids. The record is from RefSeq and is a predicted model, not a curated record. Gene Ontology annotation, biological process: endoplasmic reticulum to Golgi vesicle-mediated transport. Gene Ontology annotation, cellular component: TRAPP complex; cytoplasm; nucleus. The transcript has a single exon.